Messenger RNA from Dermatophagoides pteronyssinus (European house dust mite), 1124 nucleotides. Its product is annotated as ketosamine-3-kinase-like. The record is from RefSeq and is a predicted model, not a curated record. Lineage: Eukaryota; Metazoa; Arthropoda; Arachnida; Sarcoptiformes; Pyroglyphidae.
UGAUUCAAGAAAUGUGCAUUAAAAUUCGGUGAUGAAUUUUUAUUUUUCAAACAAAAAAUGGAUUUAUUUACCGAAAUUCAAGAUAGAUUAGAGAGUAAAAAGUUUUUAAAAACUAGUCAAACAUUUUCCAAUGGUUAUAUUUGUAGUGGUGCAAGUUUUGAAAUUGAUGAUGGAAUUAUUUUUGUCAAAACAAAUUUUGAUAAUAUUGCUGUGGAUAUGUUGAAUGGUGAAUUUUGUUCAUUGAAAAAAAUCGCUGAAACUCAGACUAUACGUGUACCAGAACCUUAUUUUGUUAUAGCUGAUCCUAAUAGUAAUGGUGGAGCAUUGGUUGUUGAAUUUUUAAACAUGCAACCGGUGACAAAUUGGAAAAAACUUGGUUCUGAUUUGGCUGAUUUACAUAUGUUUAAUUCGAUUCUUGGUCGUAAAAAACUACGAUUAGAAUCAUGGAUUGGUAAACCACCACCCUCAACAGAAUUGCCUGAAAACAUUGAAUCUACUAUGAACAAAAAUAUCAAAUUAAAUAUUCCGGAUGAUAUUAUUCAAAAUGUAGAUCAUGUAGAAGAAUUUGGAUUCCAUUCAGUUACUUGUUGUGGAAAAAUUCCUCAAAACAAUGAUUGGCAUGAUAAUUGGAUUGAAUUUUAUGCUCGUAAUCGUUUGAAUCAACAAAUUGAUUUGAUUAUUGAAAAUUAUGGUAAUCGUAAAAUUGUUGAAUAUUGGUCAGAACUUCAGCUAAAAAUUGAUAAAUUUUUCAUUGAUAUUAUGGAUAAUAUUGAACCUGCUUUAUUGCAUGGAGAUUUAUGGUCAGGAAAUAUUACACAAAUAAUGAAUUCUGAACCGGUAAUUUUUGAUCCAGCAUCAUUUUAUGGCCAUUCGGAAUAUGAACUUUCAAUUUCUAAACUUUUCGGUGGAUUUAGUCCGGUUUUUUAUAAUGAAUAUUUCAAGAAAAUUCCACAACAAAAAGGCUUUAAAAAACGUUCAGAAUUAUAUACACUUUUUCAUUUACUUAAUCAUUGGAAUCAUUUUGGUGGAUCAUACGAAAAUCAAAGUAUUGAUUUAAUGAAAAAAUUAACAAAUUAUGUUUUUUAAUCAAUUAAUUAAAUAUUUUUUAUAAUAAAAAAAAUUUU